Esox lucius (northern pike) is the source of this 7719-nucleotide messenger RNA. Its product is annotated as sodium channel protein type 4 subunit alpha. Gene Ontology annotation, molecular function: protein binding; voltage-gated sodium channel activity. Bases 581 to 6598 code for a protein of 2005 amino acids. Gene Ontology annotation, cellular component: voltage-gated sodium channel complex; axon; plasma membrane. The transcript is spliced from 29 exons. NCBI's taxonomy places the organism in Eukaryota, Metazoa, Chordata, Actinopteri, Esociformes, Esocidae. The record is from RefSeq and is a predicted model, not a curated record. Gene Ontology annotation, biological process: sodium ion transmembrane transport; membrane depolarization during action potential; neuronal action potential.
CCCUCCCUCCACAUCCUGGCCAGCCGCUCAGCAGCUCAAGGGCAAACGGGGGUUUAGGAUAUUUUCCCUUUCACUGCUCAGAAAGACGUGUGAAUUACAACCGUGCGGCAUUUCUUGUGUGCUUUCUAUGUUAUAUUUAUGCAAUUUAAAGUUUUCUCAGUUUGGACCGAGAUUUGGGGACAAUCAAAUGGAAAGGAACGGGGGAAGUGAGUUUUGAGGGCGUCCAUAGUCAGUCGUCGCACCUGUAGCGCCAAGUGAAGCGCGGUUAAAAAUGGCUAACAUCUCUGGAUUUCAGAACUGGCUUUGAUCCUGGAGUCAUUUUUUGCCAAUAACCUCUGGAUUCGCCCUCGCAACAAAACACGCGUGUUUUUCGGCCUUUUUACUUGUUAUUGGAGUAGGCUGAUAUAGUGAAUAUUUAUCAGAACCUUCAUGGAGACAAAUUGCAACAUGGAUUCUACAAGGGAUUUUUGUCAGUUUUGUUCUCUAAAAGCUGAAAAACCUAACUCUGGAAGCUAUGCUACAGAACAUGGAGUUUCACACCUGUAAGUAAAUUCUAGUACAGGAGAAUCAGGAUGAAAAGAUGGCAGCCAUGCUGUUACCAACGGGUCCCGAUGGCUUGCGCCGGUUCACUCGCGAAUCCCUGGCCAGCAUCGAGCAGCGGAUUGCCGAGGAGCAGGCCAAGCACUCCAAGGAUUACCAGGAGGAUCUGGGCAACGUGGAACUGCCCAAGCCCAGGCUGGACCUGGAGGCCGGCAAACAGCUCCCACGCAUCUAUGGUGACAUUCCCCCAGGACUGGUUGGGGUCCCUCUUGAUGACAUGGACCCCUUCUACUUUAAGAACCAGAGGACUUUUAUAGUAGUAAACAAAGGGAAGGCCAUAUUUCGCUUCAGUGCCACAUCAGCUCUCUAUAUAUUCACUCCCUUCACCUUUCUCAGAAGAUUUGCCAUCCAAGUUCUAGUCCAUUCAUUAUUCAGCUUGUUCAUUAUGUGCACUAUUCUUACCAACUGUUUCUUCAUGGCCAUGUCCGACCCUGCUCCUUGGACCAAGUAUCUAGAGUACACGUUCACCGGUAUCUACACCUUUGAGUCCAUGAUAAAAAUAUUUGCAAGAGGAUUUUGUGUUGGACCUUUCACCUUCCUGAGAGAUCCAUGGAACUGGCUAGAUUUUAGUGUUAUCUCCAUGGCGUAUCUGACAGAGUUUGUGGACCUUGGAAACGUCUCCGCGUUGAGAACGUUUAGAGUCCUCAGAGCACUGAAGACCAUCUCUGUCAUCCCAGGUCUCAAGACUAUUGUAGGUGCUCUUAUCCAGUCAGUGAAAAAGCUGGCAGAUGUUAUGAUCCUGACAGUGUUCUGUCUGAGCGUAUUUGCCCUCAUUGGACUGCAGCUCUUCAUGGGCAUCCUACGACAGAAGUGUGUCCGCAGUGCUGCACACUGUGUAAACUCAUCCUACAACGUCAAUGACACGUUCAUCUGCAACAACCGGACCUGGAAUUCCAUGAAUGACUUCAUCACCAAUGAAGAUAAUUUCUACAAAGUUGAAGGUGCAAAGGAUGCCUUAAUAUGUGGAUAUGGACAGGAUGCUGGGAAAUGUCCUGAGGGAUUUGACUGUCUGAGAAUUGGGAGGAACCCUAACUAUGGCUACACCAGCUUUGACAGCUUCGGAUGGGCUUUCCUGGCACUGUUCCGACUGAUGACACAAGACUACUGGGAAAACCUGUACCAUCAGACACUGCGGUCCGCAGGGAAGACCUACAUGGUAUUCUUUGUGCUGGUGAUCUUCCUGGGUUCCUUCUACCUUGUCAACCUGAUCUUAGCUGUAGUGGCCAUGGCCUAUGAGGAGCAAAACCAGGCCACCAUCCAGGAGGCCUGGCAGAAGGAGAGGGAGUUCCAGCUGGCCAUGGAGCAAUUACGCAAGGAACAGAGGGAAAUUAAAAUGGCAGCAAGAAGAAGCCAACAAGAAACAGAAUCAGUCAGGUCUCCAGAACUGUCUCCAUUCAAACUGAAGUUGGGCGGGAGUUUUAAACGGACGCCCAGUAGAAGAUCACACAGAAUGCUGUCUGAGGAUCUGGAGGAGGAGACAGACGAGAAGUUUGAUCCACUGGAGGACCGGGUAUCUCCCAUUCCUCCUGUGUCUCCCAGGCCUGUACACCCUCUCCUGGCUGCCAUGUCCUGCCACCCCCUCAGUACACACCGUGGCAGCCAGGCCAGCAUAUUCUCCUUCCGACCGCACGCUGUGUCCGAGGCCGACUUCGGGGACGACGAGGUCAGCGUUCACGGCGAUGCUGUUGCGAGGAGCCGGGCGGGCUCCACCAUCGGCCCUGCUUGGUACAAGCACAAAAGGACGGGCAGUGUGAAGAGUCAUGGCUCUCAGGUGUUAACCCCCAGCCUCAACAUCAAUGGACGCCUCAAUGUCUCCCUGGACCAGAAUGGAGUCACCGCCGUUGGCCUGCACACCCCCACAUCCCUGCCCACCUGCAGCAUGGAGAAGGUCAAAGAAGACACGGUGAGAGGAGAGGAUUCUCCAGAACCCGCCUGUAUAGAGCAUUCAAACCCCACACCAGCCCUGCUGUCCCCUGAAGCUACAGAGGUUCCUCACCACCGGAGAAAACGGGGUCUAAGCUCCAUUAGCUUCUUCAGCGAUGCCAUGGAUGGUGAGGGUACAUUCAGAGAGCUGGAGGAGUCUCGUCAGAAGUGCCCCACAUGCUGGUACAACUUUGCCAAGGCCUACCUUAUCUGGGACUGUUGCCCAUGGUGGCUGAAGGUGAAGGAGUACGUGAAAAUGAUUGUGAUGGAUCCAUUCCUGGACCUGGCCAUCACCAUCUGCAUCGUCCUCAACACCCUGUUCAUGGCCCUGGAGCACUACCCCAUGACGGACGAGUUCAACAACGUGCUCUCCGUUGGAAACCUGGUGUUCACGGUGAUCUUUACAGCAGAGAUGGUGUUCAAGUUGAUCGCCAUGGACCCGUACUUCUACUUUCAGCAGGGAUGGAACAUAUUCGACGGCAUCAUCGUCUGUCUGAGCCUCAUGGAGCUGGGCCUUUCCAAUGUAGAGGGACUGUCUGUCCUGCGAUCCUUCAGACUGUUGCGAGUGUUCAAGCUGGCCAAGUCAUGGCCGACCCUGAACACGCUGAUCAAGAUCAUCGGCAACUCUGUGGGCGCCCUGGGCAACCUGACCCUGGUGCUGGCCAUCAUCGUCUUCAUCUUCGCCGUGGUGGGCAUGCAGCUGUUUGGGAAGAACUACCAGGACUGCGUGUGUAAGAUCUCCAAGGACUGCACCCUGCCCCGCUGGCACAUGAAGGACUUCUUCCACUCGUUCCUCAUCGUGUUCCGGGUGCUGUGCGGCGAGUGGAUCGAAACCAUGUGGGACUGUAUGGAGGUGGCCGGACAGCCGCUCUGCAUCUUGGUCUUCAUGCUGGUCAUGGUCAUAGGAAACCUGGUGGUGCUGAAUCUGUUCCUGGCCCUGCUGCUCAGCUCCUUCAGCUCAGACAACCUUUCAGCUCCGGACGAGGAUGGAGAGAUGAACAACAUCCAGGUCGCCGUCGCCCGCAUCAACGCGGGACUCGCCUGGCUGAUGAGGAACAUGGCCGACCUCUUCAACGGAAACCUGAAAAAGAGGCGUCUUAUGACCAAAGACGUUCAGAUCUCCGUGAAGCUGACGCCUAUAGCCAAUCACGUGGAGAGCAACGGCGGGGUGGCGGGGGUGAUUGGCCGCUACGGGGAGAAGUACAUCGUCCCGGACGAGGACAGCUACAUGACCAACCCCAACCUGACCAUCAGUGUGCCCAUCGCCCCCGGGGAGUCGGACGUGGAGUUCCCCGAGGAAGGAGAGGAGGAGGAGGAGACGGAGUCCUCAGAGGAUGAAGAUAACAAGCCGGAGAAGGUGAGCCUAUCAGAAGGCAGCACGGUCGACCUGAGGAAGCCAGGGGAGGAAGAGGAUGACUUAUCAGUGACUGCUGAAGAGGCAAUGGAGCCAGACGAAUGCUUCCCUGAAUUCUGCGUGCGACACUGUAAGUGCUGUGAGGUCAACACAACGAAGGGCUUGGGUCAGACCUGGUGGAGGCUGAGGAAGACCUGUUACCAGAUUGUUGAACACAGCUGGUUUGAGACCUUCAUAAUCUUCAUGAUCCUACUGAGCAGCGGUGCUCUGGCAUUUGAGGAUAUCUACAUAGAGAAGAGGAAAGUGGUGAAGGUUAUAUUGGAAUACGCCGAUAAGGUCUUCUCCUACAUCUUCGUCCUAGAGAUGUUCCUCAAAUGGAUCGCCUAUGGCUUCAAGAAGUACUUCACAAAUGCCUGGUGUUGGCUGGAUUUCCUCAUCGUUGACGUCUCGUUGGUGAGCCUGGUAGCUAACUCUCUUGGCUACUCAGAUUUUGCUGCCAUCAAAUCACUAAGGACCCUCCGAGCCCUGAGGCCCCUGAGGGCCCUGUCCAGAUUCGAGGGCAUGAGGGUGGUGGUAAAUGCGCUGAUUGGAGCUAUCCCAUCCAUCAUGAACGUUUUGCUGGUUUGUCUGAUCUUCUGGCUCAUCUUUAGCAUCAUGGGUGUCAACCUAUUCGCAGGGAAGUUUGGUAAAUGCGUGAACCGGACAGGGUUCAUCCACAAUGCAUCUAUUGUUAACAACAAGUCUGAAUGCCUGGCAAUGAACGACACACAGUUUUACUGGACUAAAGUCAAGGUCAACUUUGACAACGUGGGACUGGGUUAUCUCUCGUUACUCCAAGUUGCCACAUUCAAGGGGUGGAUGGAAGUUAUGCACGCAGCUGUUGAUUCCCGUGGCGUGGAAGAGCAACCAAUUAGAGAGAUCAACCUCUACAUGUACUUAUACUUUGUCAUUUUCAUCAUCUUUGGCUCCUUCUUCACCCUCAAUCUCUUCAUUGGAGUCAUCAUUGACAAUUUUAACCAGCAAAAAAGAAAGUUAGGUGGACAAGACAUUUUCAUGACAGAUGAGCAGAGGAAGUACUACAACGCAAUGAAGAAGUUAGGCUCUAAAAAGCCACAAAAGCCAAUUCCAAGACCUAUGAAUAUCCUGCAAGGCUUCUUAUUUGACCUGGUUUCACAGCAAGCCUUUGACAUCACAAUCAUGAUGCUGAUCAUUGUCAACAUGGUGACCAUGAUGGUGGAGACAAACGAUCAGUCCGCCCGCAUGGAAUCCAUCCUUAACAAGAUCAACCUGAUUUUCAUCGUCAUCUUCACCACUGAAUGCCUCAUCAAGAUCGUUGCCCUGCGCUGCUACUUCUUCACCGUCGGAUGGAACAUAUUUGACUUUGUUGUCAUCAUUCUCUCCAUCGUAGGUAUCGUUCUCGCUGACAUCAUCGAGAAGUACUUUGUGUCUCCGACUCUGUUUCGUGUCAUCAGACUGGCAAGGAUAGGACGCGUACUCCGACUUAUACGUGGAGCCAAAGGGAUAAGGACUUUACUGUUUGCCUUAAUGAUGUCCAUGCCUGCGUUGUUCAACAUUGGCCUCCUGCUCUUCCUCGUCAUGUUCAUCUACGCCAUCUUUGGAAUGGCCAACUUCGCCUACGUGAAGAAAAAGGAAGGGAUAGACGACAUGUUCAACUUUGAGACCUUUGGGAACAGUAUGAUCUGUCUGUUCCAGAUCAGCACGUCAGCCGGGUGGGAUAACAUCCUGGAGCCCAUCAUGUCGAACUCCCCGGAGGAGUGUGAAGCGCAUGUGGCCAACACCGGCACCAAUGUCAGGGGCAACUGUGGGAACCCGUCGGUGGCGAUAGCCUUCUGCGUCAGUUACAUCAUCAUCUCCUUCCUCAUUGUGGUGAACAUGUACAUCGCCAUCAUCCUGGAGAACUUCAGCGUGGCCACUGAGGAGAGCACCGAGCCGCUGAGCGAGGACGACUUUGAGAUGUUCUAUGAGGUGUGGGAGAAGUUUGAUGUGGAGGCCACGCAGUUCAUUGAGUUCUCUAAGCUGUCGAGUUUCGCGGACAACCUGUCUGAGCCGCUGCGCAUUGCCAAGCCGAACAAGAUCAAGUUGAUAUCCAUGGACUUGCCAAUGGUGAGCGGAGACAAGAUCCACUGUCUGGACAUCUUGUUCGCCUUCACCAAGCGAGUGCUGGGGGAGACGGGCGAGAUGGAUGCCCUCAAACAGCAAAUGGAGGAAAAGUUCAUGAUGGCCAACCCUUCCAAGAUCUCACACGAGCCAAUCACUACGACCCUACGUCGCAAGCAAGAAGACGUUUCAGCCACCAUCAUCCAGCGCUGUUACAGACGCCACCUGGUUAAACGGCAGAUGAAGCAGGCCUCCUUCCUUUACAGACAGAUGAACCCUCAGAUCGACCUGAACCUUCAGGAACACAUAGUGGACAUAGAGAUGGCCCCGGAGAGGGAGGGCCUCAUCGCCUCCAUGAUCAAGGAACACUACGGACCAGAGGAGCUGCUGGAGGUCAUGGAAGUCACAGAAAGUACUCUGUUCUCCUCACCUCCAUCUUAUGACUGUGUGACCAUGGUGGAAGUGGCUAGUCACCUUGUUCCGAAAGAACGAUUAGAAAGGCCAAAGGACUUAAUGUUAGACCUUGGGGAGUCUGGCCCCUCAACAGCACAAACAUAUGGGGAUCCAAGCCCCUCACAAACAUAUGAAGAGACAUUUCUUUGAGGUAAUAUUUUUAGGAAAUAUGUUUUUUGUUAUUGUUUACAGCAUUACAGUAUCAUAGCUCAAACAACUCUCUCAGUACACGAUAUAACAUUUUAUAGCAGGAAAUAUCCAGGUGUUUCAUGGUAAAAUGCAAGUAUGGAUUUUUUACAUUAUUUAUAACAGACCCUCAUUGUCAAUUGAACAAUCAUAUGCAUAAUGUUUAGAAUCCCAUACAGGCACCACUUUAAAUAUAUAUUAAGCUGUAUCCAAAGUAUAAGAAAGUCCAAUUAAAUGCUUGAUUUAAUUUAUUCUCUGAUGUCUGCAAUUCAGCAAGAACUGUAUAUGACAAUCAAUCAGAUUUGAAUGACGUUUGGAGUUAGAUUGUUACAUUUUGUUUACACAGUGUUAUGGAGCAAAUAUGGAGAGUUUAGUCAUGGUUCUCGUUUUGAUACUGAUGCUUCACGAAGGAUGAUAAAUAAUCAUCUUUAAUAUAAAAACAAGUUAAUUUGUUAAAAUUAUAUUUAUGAAAAAUAUAGUAAAUGCAGUAUAUUUUCAUAUUUUAUAAAUACAUCAGCACUAUAUUAAUGUGCGUUUUUUAACCAAUUAACCUAUACUAUUUAAAUGCACUAAAUUGAGUUAUUGCAAAGUGGGGUUAAUAGGAAUUAUGACUGUCAACAUUCCCUGUCAAACUGAUGUUGUUUAAUAAUUCAAAAUGUACAAUUAGUACAAGACAAAGGACUGUUCAGUACUAACUACAGCAUAAUGUGCCUAAUAUUGGUUUUCUGUCUCCUACACACUUACUGUAUGUUUGGAAUCCCUUUUAGGCGGUUAAUUUGACUUGUGGAUGUGUAAGUCCCCAGUACAAACAUAUUUUAUAAGGUUAUGUGUAAAGACUUAAGGGAUCAUGCACAUCAAGCAAAUGUGUAUCAGUCCUUUAUAAUGUAUUUAUAUGUUAAAGUUAUUUCCAUGACAAUCCAAAAAUACAGUACAUGGAUCAUAGCCAGAGCAAUCAAAUUAUGUGUAUACAAAUGUAUUCAAUCUUUUUGUAUGAAAGAUUAUACAAUAUUUCCUUGAAAACCUGUUUUCCGUAAUUAAGUAGAUCAUUUUAUGGUUCACUAUAUCAAAAGAUAAUAAAAAUGUUU